UUUCUUUAAUAAAUAUAAAAAAAGCUUUUUCCUGAAUUAAUUCACUCUUUAUAUCGCUAGUUUAUCGACAUAUUUACGAGACAGUGACACGAAAUAACCUCGAGUUGUUGUUUAUAGACGGUCUUCAGUGCGCAUCUCGGAACGGUGGAGCGCGUUCGGCUAUUUUUGUUUUGUAGCCCCAGUUAUAGCGUAAAUAUUGUUUUUAGUGUCGAAAUGCGAUACAGCAGUGACUUUUUUUCAUAAAUUUUUGCUCGUGUCGUAUCAAUUGCAGCCGCUAGACCGUGAAACUGUUGCGUUCAUUUACUUUGCAAAAUUCACUUUCAAAAUCUAUUUUGCUAACGAAUCGGUGCUAACGCUAAUGUAAAUGAUUUUCUGUGUCCCAAACCCAGUGCCAAAUUAAUUCCGAAACGAUAAUUUUGUGUCAAAACAACUAUUAUGUUGAAGAUAUUGUGAUUAAAAACGCCAAAUAUGUCGUGCCAUACCUGUUCUGCUUUUGAACUUGGAAUAACCGGUUGUUGUUGUAAAAUAAAUAAAUAUUUAAAAAUAUAAUAUUCUAUUUUUAAAAUUUAUUAAAAAGUUGUGUUAAAAGAAGUGAAAUCUGACUAAAUGGCACUUUUGAUAGUGAAAUUGCCUGUAUUUAGUGUGUUACAAUGAGGCGGGUGUUUGGCGUGUGCUCCGACAGCUGGCUACUUUGCGGACAGAAUGUGAGGCUCUAGCUGUAGCCGUCACUAGAUGUUGUCUGGUUCCCCACACGGGUCGGUGAUGUCAUGCCAGUCACUGGCGGCCCGCGCCUUCACGGAGCCUGACAAGGAGAAUAUGACGCACUGUGCCACCGCUGGACUGCACAGAUCGGUGAGAUUCAGUUCAGACUCCCGCAGCUCGACCAGGUCAAGCAACAAUGAACAAGAUUGUAAACGAGAAACGACAGGCUCCAUAUCGCUGACGGCGCUGGCCGUCACGCCCGUGUCCCAGACCUCCGCCAUGAGCCAGUCGGCGCCGCCCUCCUCGGCCACCUUCGAUCUUGCCGAAACGCCGGCGCCGGCGCCAGCAUGCCGCUUCCCGAAGCUGGAGGAGUGCGCUCACUUCCACUACGAGCGCGUGUCGCUGGGCGGGCUCAGCGUGCAGGCCGCGCCCUGCGAGGACCAGGCCGCAGACCCAACCGAAGGCUGGGUGUGCCUGAAGGUGCGGUCGCACGUGAACUCGUCGUGCGAGGAGUGGCCCGAGGCGCGGCUGGCGGGCAGCUGGACCGAGGCGUCCGACGUGCGCGACUGGACCCUCACCAGGAACAAGGACAACUUUCUGCACCUCGACGACAUGCUGCACAGGUGCAUAUACGACCGCAAGGUGUCCGGCCUGCCGAACCUGGCGGAGAAGAUCACGCCGUCGCUGCUGCGGGACGAGCUGGAGUACCACCGGCUGAUAUCGGACUACGUGCACCACCUGUCCAUCAUAGCAGACGACUCCAUCAACUGCGGCCCGGUGCUCAACUGGCUGCAGAUGGAUAACAAGGGACACAAAUUGCUCGUAGCGAACGAAGACUCCAGCUCGAUCAAUACGCCAGCUGUGGCGGCCGCAUACUCAGUCAGGAAAUAUGUUUCACAAGCACGAGACGAAAUCAGUUUCGAAGUUGGAGAUAUGAUCUCCAUUAUUGAUAUGCCGGGUCCUCAGGAGUCGGUUUGGUGGCGCGGCAAGCGAGGGUUCCGCGUGGGAUUCUUCCCGCACCACUGCGUGGCCGUCAUCGGGGACAAGGUGCCCCGCCACAUGUCGCAGCCGCCGCCCAUUGUCGGGUCGGUGGCCGUGGCGCCCAUCAAGCCGGUGCUCCGCAAGCACGGCAAGCUGAUCUCCCUGUUCCGGAGCUUCAUCCUGUCGCGGCCGUCGCGCCGCAGCCUCAAGCAGCAGGGCAUACUGCGCGAGAGAGUGUUCGGCUGUGAUCUCGGCGAGCAUUUGCUCAAUUGUGGGCACGAUGGAAUGCGUAACAAUCCGGCUCGGACGGAUCACUGCGCAGUGCCGGCGGUGCUGAGCGCGUGCGCGGCGGCGAUCGAGGCGCGCGGCGCGGUGGACGGCGUGUACCGGCUGUCGGGCGGCGCGGGGCUCACGCAGCGGCUGCGCGCCGCCUUCGACGCCGGCCGCGCGCCCGACCUGCGCGCGCCGCCCGCCGCCCUCGCGCCGCUGCUCGCGCGCGACCCGCACGCCGUGCCCAGCCUGCUCAAGAUGUACUUCCGGGAGCUGCCGAACCCUCUAUGCACCUACCAGCUGUACGAGAGCUUCGUGACGGCCGUGCAGGCGGCCGACGAGCGUGCCAAGCUGCGUGCCGUACGCGACGCAGUCGCGAAGCUUCCGCCGCCGCACUACCGCACGCUGGCGCACCUGAUGCGGCACCUGCGGCGCGUGUCGCUGCUGGGCGCGCAGACGGGCAUGACGGCGCGCAACAUGGCCAUCGUGUGGGCGCCCAACCUGCUGCGCGCGCCGCGCCCGCAGCACGCGCUGCAGGGCGUCGCCGUGCAGGCGGUGGUGACCGAAUUCCUGAUUUGCUACGCGGAGGAUUUAUUCGCUCAGGAGCAAGCGUCUGACUCGGGGGAUUCUGGUCCGGAAUCACUUGAACAGGACCGUUGCGAUUCUCUGGUGGAGUUACGUGGACAGGAAUCUGGUAGGCGUCCGAAGAGUUUGCCGCUCAAUCCACCCACUAAAUUGUUGAGCCUGGAGGAGGCGCGGCGUCGCGGGCGGCCGUCAGCGCCAGCGGGCCCGCAGCUGCCGGCGCCGUCGGGCGCCAUCGCGCAGGCCGCGCAGGCCGCGCAGCAGCAGCAGCAGCAGCAGCAGCAGCAGCAGCAGCAGCAGCAGCAGCUGCGGCCCUCCGCGCACCUGCGGCCCAAGUACAUCGAGGUCGGUUCCGGUCCCAACAACCUGCCACAGUAUCACACCGUCUUAGACCUGCCAUUGCCAGGUGCGAAGCGCGGGUUGAAGCGGUCGCCGUCGGGCUGGCGCGGGCUGUUCUCGCGCACCAAGCAGCAGCGGCCGCCCGCCGCGCAGUCGCAUCCACUCCACCCGCCGCACCCACUCCACCCGUCGCACGAGAGUGGAGCGGAGGCGGCGGCGGGUGGCGCUGCGGGUGGUGCUGGUGGCGGUGGUGGCGGCGGCUUGCUGCGGCCGGUGAAGUCGUGCGAGUCGCUGUCGUCGGACUGCGACACGCUGGCGCCGCUGCAGGACCGCGCCGCGCCGCUCAAGCACCACACCAGAUCGUCGUCGUGCGACUCGUACUUCGAGCCGUGGCAGGCGGAGCUGGCGGACAUGCGGCUGCGACUGUCGCCGCAGGAGCGCGACCACCACAUGUUCAGUGAGGAGGACGACACCCACCUGCACGGCAACGACGCUCAGGGCUCGAGCGCGUGCUCGUCGCCGUCGCCGUCGCCGUCGGGCACGUGGUGCAGCGCCGACGGCAGCCCCGCGCCGCCGCGCCACGCCGCGCACGUGCACGCGCAACGAGACCGCGACCGCGACUGCGGCGUCCACGCGCAACGCUGGCCGCUAGAGGAGCAGCUGUCGCAGCUCGGCUACAUCGACGGUGAAUCCCCGCGUGCCCCCCGCACGCCCCGCACGCCCCGCACGCCCCGCACGCCCCGCACGCCCCGGCGGCCCGCGCCCGAGAAGCGGCCCUGCACCGUCCGCGCGCCCAGCCCUCACCAGCCCGACAUCGCCAAGAGAUUAUGCAAAGACAGAGACGGCCCACUGUCCUCAUUUGCGGACUUCCAAACGUCACUCGCCAACGUCAAGCUGAGAGAACGAAACUCACCGAGAAAAACCAAAAAUACAUCACGGUAUAGCGGUAUGCACCACCCUGUAUCGAUCCCUGACGAAAAACCCGUAACAGUACAUUCUCGGCUUAGUUGGCACGGCAAAGAUGGCCAUUCGACACUAAUUAAAAUUGAUUGGCCAGUAGAAAACAGUUCGAUAAGCAAUCUAACAACAAGUACACUAAAUUCUAGCCCCUUGACCCCAGUAACGCCAGUCUACGAUCCACUGGAAAGUGAUUCAGAAGUCAGCGAAGCUAAUAUACAUACAAUAAAGAUUAAAAAUAAUGAAUGCGACAAUUGUACUGAAGAUAAAUGUCUAAAAUGUGAAUUAAAAGCUGCCGAUUACGAAACUGUUGAAGAUGUAGUGGAAAGUAUUGACAAUUACACAGAAAACAAUCUACAUGACAGCCUUGAACAUACACCUAUACAUUCGACUGAUAUAAGUUAUCAAAACUUGAAUAGAUUGUCCGCUGUUUCAACAUCUUCAAACUCUGAUCCUAAUUCAGAUAAAAAGAAAGAUGCUAACUACGAAAAUUGUGACUUGAAAGUGAUGACAUCAUCGCAUGAAAGUUCUUCAAGUUAUUCCAACAUUAGUUUAACUAAACAGGACGAAUAUGAAAAUUACAACUUCUCAAGACCAAAUUAUAUAAAUCUGCAAUCGUCUAGUACUUCAAAAAGUUCUCCAGGAAGUCCGUUAAAGAGUCCCUUAAAAUCAACAAUAAGUAUUACAUUUCGUUCACCAACGAAAAAUAAAACGCCCGACUACGAGCCUAUAGAUAAUGAUACGCCUUUAAAUGAAAGAGAUUCUGUAUAUGAAGAUAUAGAUUUGGAGAAAAAUUUAUCUAUUGUAGAAGAAGCAUCUGUACCUGAAGCAGAUGCUAGUUUACCAACUCAACAGGCUUGUCAGCCUAAAGAUUUUACUGAAGAUCUAAUAAUUUUAGAAACACCUACCGACCAAACCGAACUUGAUGACAAUGUAGACGUUUAUAGUCAAGUAAAAUUUUUUAAAAAGAGUAUAGAAGAAGUAAACGCCAUGAUACUUGAAUCUCCAGAGAAGGAGAGGCACUAUGAAAAUCUUGCAUUUGCUGAAACGAGACAAGAAUUUGAAAACAUUAAUGUAGAAACAUUAAAAAUCUGUGAUAAAGACUUAGAAAUUAAUGAAUCUGUUGAUAAUGACAAAAAAGAAUCGACAGAAGUAAUAGAAAGGGAGAAUGGUAAUAUUGUUAAGGAGAAAGUUUCAAACUUGAAUGUUAGAGAAUUGGCCAUACGCUUUGAAAGUCCGACUGAGCAAAAAGGCCCAUUUACCUUUGAGAAAUUCAAAGCUGAAAUAAAAUAUCCUAGUUUAGAGCGCAAGGAUGAAGAUAAAAAAGUUAAUAUUGAAGUAAGGAAAAAGGAAGUAAAGCUACCCCCACCUGUAUCUCCUAAAACAUAUAAGGUAACUAGAAAUCCUAGCAAUGCAAGGUCAUUGGACGAAAAUGCAUUUGUCAAAGAAUUUGGUAACGAGAAAACAUAUGUGGACCGACGGAAAAGCUUAGAAGUGAAGGAUGUGAAAAAACAUACGAAAUUUUUACCAGAUUUAAACUUGAAUAUGGAGGAAAACGAGCAGAAGGUCAGCAUAACGCCCACAACAGAGAACAAAAUAUGUUUAGUUCAAAGAAACGAGCGUCCAACUGACUUGAAAAAUUUAGUUUCAUUCGACACAGAUAAGAAAUUAAGUCGUGAGCGUAUAGAGAAAUACAAAGAGGAGAGACGGAAUUUCUUAAGGGAGAAGUACAGUUCACAGUCAUUCAGGAGUAAUCCGGAGCAGUUGACGAGGAUAAAAAUAAAGAAGGACCAGGAAACGAUAGAGACGUGCGAGAGGUUAAAGGACGAUCUGCCCAAGUUCGAAAGGCGGAACACUGUAGACUUGGGGCAGCGUAUGAGGUUUUCUCUAGCGCGGAGCAGUCACAAUUUAGACACCAUCCCCUCCCCCACUAGUCCGGAGAGAGGAUUUUAUAAUAAAGACGGCGAGAGCAGUAAAAAGGAACGGAGCAGAGACUUCGAGCGGAAAGAAAAGGUCUCCCCGUCGUACAAUAUACGGGACAUGGCCGCGAUGUUCGAGCAGAAAUCACAAUGCAACACGAACACCGGUUGACACACGCUGAGACGUUGAACGGCGCACUGCUGAGAGAUCAGCGAGCAGACGGCCUGUUCAACAUUAAAACCAGUGCUUGGAUAUGAAGCGACGCGUGACUGAAUUGUGGUAAGGUUUAUGUAUUAUUUAAUACAUUAUCAACAGUGACAUCGACUCGGAUCAACUCUUGGAUCAACUUCCGUGAGUUGAUCCAAGAGUUGAUCCGAAUAAUAUUGUUUUAAUACACACUAAAUAACAAGCAAUGUAAGGCAAUAGUUGUUAAUAAAAUUUAGAAUUUAAUUUAAUGGA
Messenger RNA from Galleria mellonella (greater wax moth), 6210 nucleotides. RefSeq names its product GTPase-activating protein CdGAPr (gene CdGAPr). Gene Ontology annotation, biological process: small GTPase-mediated signal transduction. The record is from RefSeq and is a predicted model, not a curated record. The transcript is spliced from 26 exons. The coding region runs from base 733 to 5922 and encodes 1729 amino acids. Gene Ontology annotation, molecular function: GTPase activator activity; protein binding. NCBI's taxonomy places the organism in Eukaryota, Metazoa, Arthropoda, Insecta, Lepidoptera, Pyralidae.